UGGAAUGAAGUUAGAUUGAUUGAUUAAAAAAAUAUUAUUGGCAUUCAAAAUUCCAUCAUGCUGAUAUUUUCCAUGAAAAUUGAUACUCCAUUAAAAAAGAGUUAUAUAUAUUUCGAUACUUAAUAGUGGUACUUAUUUUUCUACAGAUCAAACGCCAGAUCAAUGGAAUCAAAUGUCAGUGGUGUUUAUCGCUGUCAAAAAACAAACUUCAGACAUCAACAAAAACCAAACAAGUUUUUACUCUAGUUCAUUAAUAUUAUUAAAGUUUUGUUAUUUCUUUUCUAGAAUAAGCGAUUCAUUUCGAAUGACUUGCUACAUCGACGGUCGAUGAUCGACCAACAACCAAACAUAAAAUGAACCCCGAAGCAAGCAAUGAGAUGGGAAAAUCUAGCACAAAGACAGACGGAGAAUCUAAAAGCAAUCAAGUUACAGUUUCGACACCAAAUGAAGAAAAACCACCGGACAUUUUCAAACUAGAUGUGGAUUGCUUUGAGGAAGUGUUUGAUUAUUUGUCGCUGAAAGAUUUAGUUUCUGUUGGUCAAACGUGCAAGCGGUUGCAUCGGGUCGCUGGUCACUUUUUUCAGUUGAACUAUGGAGUUGCCAUGGCAUGCUGUGAGAAAAACCUUUCCAUUCGAAGCAUCAUUGUAAACUGCUUCGUUAACUUUAUCGAAAAACUUUGGAUUAUUAACAUAAAUUUUGGCUAUUCUGAUACUGAAGAUGAAGAAGAUGAAAACUAUGGACACGAUAAGAAAUCUCUUGGUCGACUUCCAUUUCAAGAUGUUGCCGAUUUCUUUCAUACCCAGUUAUGUAAUUACAAAUCGCUCAAUUUAGUUGAAAUGACCGCCAGUGGAGUAAGCCGUAAACAAUUCGAAGGCAUUAAACGAUUCCUUGAUAAGGUUGUAAGUGUCAAAGUAUGGCCAAAUUCUUUGCCACUAGAAGAGGGCUUUUUCCAAUCUUUCCUAAAAUUCUGCACAAAUUUGAAGCGUUUGUCUGUUGUUCUGGUGACCACCGAUCUAAUUGUUGACCAAAAUGAUUGGCUUUUUCGAAAUUAUCCACACCUAGAACAUUUUGAAUUACAAAUGUUCACAGUUCAUAAAAUUGAAGCAAUGGAAGUUUUUCUGCAACUCAACCCAAACAUACGUACACUUGCAAUUUACGGGAAAAUUUUGUGGACAAACAGAGAAUCGUUCAUUAAUAUCGGUCAUAAACUGAAUGUUUUAGCCACAACAUUCGUUGAAAAUGAUUUCAAUCCAAUUGAAUUCCAUCUAUUCUGCAUCUUUUUGAAUGUACUUCACGAACGUGGAUUUUACAAACGAUUGCAUUUAUAUUUCCCUGGUGCCUGCUUCAAACAGAGUCAUGCCAGUGAAUUGGUUUCGCUAAAAGGUCUAGUAAAAUUAGUAAUCAUAAAUCCACAUGCAUCCAUCAAUUUAUCUGCAUUAUCCGAUUUAGAAGAAUUGUUUAUCGGUAAAAGUAAUUUUAUAGCUGACUUGAAAGACUUGCCGGACACCCUCACUAAUCUAAAACGGAUUCAAUUUUUAACCACAAGUUUGGAUGAUAUUUUGGUUUUUGUUACACGUGCAAAUAAACUGAACAAAUUCAAAUUUAAUUUAAUCAAGAAUGAGAUCAGUGGUGAAUGUAUCGACAUAUUGGAUUUAUCCAUGCUGAAUGAAGAGCGUGCAAAAUUGGCAGGAGCAAACAAAAUUAUGAUUUAUGUUAGCGAAAAAAUUUAUUUGGCAACAAAAUGGGUGAUGAACCAGACUAAUCACAGUUUUAUUGAAAUGAAACGCAUCACAUCGUACGAUUGGCGACAUGAAUUUGAUGAUGCUUCAACUGAAAAAUAAUUGUUCAUUCUUUUCUUAUUUAUCAAAUAAAUGAUACCUGUGUUUCUUUUCUUCAAUCUAAUCAUAUUUAUUUUUAAAAAAUGAUCUUCCUUGAAGUACUCGAAAUAUUAAGUAUAUAGUAAUAUACUCAAUCAUACUAUUAAAUAGAAUGUCAAUUCAAUGGAAUGAAACGUCAAAUAAUAUUCCAUCAAAACAGCUGUCACUCCGAAAACAGAAUAUAAUUUAUUUGUUCUCUCUUGUGCGUAAAUCACUAUCAAUUGAAUGUAAUCAAAUGGAUGGAGACAUCAAUAGGAGUGGACCAAGUUCCAAAAGAAGGAAAUCAAACAACGAAGACAAUAAACAGGAAGCAGUUGAAAUUGCUGUUGCUGUUCGGAAUGCAGAACCACUUCCAGAUAUUUUCAAACUAAAUGUCGAUUGUCUUGAAGAAAUAUUCGACUAUUUGUCGCUGACGGAUUUAUCGGCUGUUGCUCAAACAUGUAAAAAAAUGCAAAAAAUUGCCGGCUAUUGUUUUCAACAAUCUUAUGGAGCUGCUAAAGGAUCUAUCGAAAUGAAUGACAGCAUUUUUGUCAAUACAGUCAAAGUAAAUUGUUUUAUGGGUUUCAUGCAAAAAGUGAGCAUCGACGAUGAUCAUUUGUCCGAUGAAGAGGAAGUGGCUGACAGUGAAGAUAUCGACAUGCUCGACCGAAUAGAAUACAACAAGCCGCAGGAUUUCAUUGGUUUUUUGGGACAAUUUGAUUCGCUCAAAGAAAUUGAAAUUGGUUAUGUCAAUUUGACAAUGUCUCGAAUUGAAAGCAUGAAAAACAUUCUCAAUAAGGUUGAUUGUUUGACGAUAGACGACUGCGAAUAUGAAGGUCAAUUGCUCGACUCCAUUCUUGCUUCGUGUUCAAAUCUAAAAUAUCUAUGUAUGGAUGGUUCGGCUUUAAUUGGAAAUGAUAGAUUGCAAUGGCUGCACCGACACUAUCCCAGGUUGAAAGGCAUUGAAUUAUUGCCGGUCGUGAAAGAUCAGGUGAUGGAACUGAAAACUUUUUUCCUGCUAAAUGCAGGCAUUCAAAAAUUGGCGAUCGGCGAUGAAACUCUUUGGCUCAACCGACAAUUAAUUACGGACAUAGAACUCAAAUUGGAUGUGUUAGCAAUUGAACACAACAAAAGUUGUAAUUUGGAUUUAUUUCGACAACUACUGAAUGAACUUUAUGAACGUGGAUUUUACAAACGAUUGCAUUAUUAUUGUCCGUCCGGUUUGCAACAAGAAAUAAUCGAUAAACUGGCUUCAAUGAAUAGUUUGAUGAAGCUCCGAGCAAAAUCCGAUUCACAACACUUCACCUUGUCCGCUUUGAUCAAUCUCGAGGAAUUGUGCAUUAGUAAGAGUUGUUUAAUUUCUGACCUGAAAUCAUUACCCUUAAUCCUCAAUAACCUCAAAAUGAUCCAUUUUGGUGAAGCUAGUUCUGACGAUAUUUUGGCUUUCAUCAGUAGAGCAGUGAAAGUGAACAAAAUCAAGGUGUUAUUUUUAUUGAGCGGUGCACAUUUCGACAAAUUUACGAAUAUUCUAGAUUUAUCAGCGCUGAACAAAGCACGUGAAAAAUUGGCUGUCGCAUCUAAAGUCACAAUUUAUGUUGCUGAAACCGUUUAUUUGGCAACGAAAUGGGUAAUGGAAAAAACUGAUUACAGCUUGAUUGAAAUGAAACGUAUCGACUCGUACGAUUGGCAACAUGAGUUCACCUCCCAUUAUUAUAAAUAUGAUUAUUAAUAGAGUGUUGUGCUAUGGGCUUCAAUUUUUAUUGGCCACUUUGUUGAUGGCCAAAGAAAUAAAAACAAAACCGCAGAGCUUUACUUCGCUCCGCUCUGCGUUCUUGAGUUUUUAGUUACUCAAUCUAUUUUGUUGUUUCACAACAAACUAUUCUUUGGCGCACUACAUGAAAUGUAUUUCAUCAAAGUAACUUUGAAGUAAUAUAUGCAUUUGCAAAAUGAAUUACAAGAUCUAAGUUUUAUUUCUUUUUUGAAAUAUACUGCCUUUGGUUUAAAUUAAAUAAAUAAUAUGAGCAAAGAAUCUAAAAUCACUUUAAUUCUGUUCAAGACUCAGAAAAUAUUAUACGAAAAAUUAAUGUAAUUUUCAAACAACAUUUGAUAAUAAAAAUUUGAUUGGCGCUUUGAAA
This is a messenger RNA of Sitodiplosis mosellana (orange wheat blossom midge), 3991 nucleotides long. RefSeq lists its product as uncharacterized. NCBI's taxonomy places the organism in Eukaryota, Metazoa, Arthropoda, Insecta, Diptera, Cecidomyiidae. Gene Ontology annotation, molecular function: protein binding. The coding region runs from base 1990 to 3585 and encodes 531 amino acids. The transcript is spliced from 3 exons. The record is from RefSeq and is a predicted model, not a curated record.